Molecule: messenger RNA, 2216 nt
Organism: Prorocentrum cordatum
Lineage: Eukaryota; Dinophyceae; Prorocentrales; Prorocentraceae
Source: the annotation of a GenBank genome assembly
GGUGGCGGUGGUGUAUAUGCUUGGGGCCCGCCGCCCAUGGCGCGCGCCCUCCCGUGGCGGGUGGCACGGGCGUGCACGGGCGCAGGGCGCGAGGAGCGGCCAGCCCGGAUGCCUUGGCGGGCGGCGCGCGCCCCCUGAGAUGUCCGAGGUGACGGAGCAGCUGCAGCAUCGCAUGCGUUUGCUCAUUAAUUCUUUUGGAGAGGCGAGGCCACAACGCGAGCUGGCUUGAGUACGCAUGCGUCGUCCUGCACAGGCUCCUGAAGAUGCUCGAGCCGCUCCUUCGGCGCCCUGCGAAGUCUCCUCACGCGGGCAAGACGGUGCUGGUGACGACGGGCCGCCAGGCCAAGACGCUUCACGGCGUCAGGGCCCUGAAGGAGAUCGGCUGCCGCGUCAUCGUGACGGACUACCAGGAGAUGGCGCCAGUGCCGUCUCCACUGCGUGUGACGGCACGGCCACUUUGGCACCGCUGGACCCACGAAGUGUGGGGUACUGGGUGGACCAUCUAGAGAGGAUCAUCCGCAGAGAGAACGUGGACCUGGUGCUGCCAAUGUCCACCAUCAACGAGGCCCUGUUUAUUGGCAUUGCAAAGGAUUGGCUUCAGAACCGGCUGCCCAACGUUCAGUUCGCCUGUGAGGGCCUCGAGAUGAUGACCCGGCUGGACAACAAGGCGCAAUUCGACCAAAUGUGCCGCGAGUGCGGCGUGCCGGUGCCCGAGGCUGGCGUAGCCACCAGCAGGGAGGACCUGGAGAAUGGCUCAGUACCAUUCGGCGAGAUGGACGUCAUCAUCAAGCGGAUCGAGUCGAGCAUCAACCGCGAGGAGGAGAUCAAGGUCGUCCGCAGGGGCGGGAAGGCGCCCGAGUCCGUCCAGCCCACGCCCUCGGACCCCUGGCAGUGGCAGCGCUUCAUCCGCGGCACGGAGUACUCGGCCUGGUUCGUGGCCGUGGACGGCAAGAUUACGUUCCAGGGCUGUUACCGCUCCGAGAGCGACCUCCUGUUCUUCGACGGCAUCCCCGUGCCCGAGGACGUGGAGAAGGCCAUCGCUGGCCUCAUCGCGAAGUACAGGCUCACCGGCCAGUACGCCUUCGACUACUUCCGCGAGGACUCGACGGGCAAGUUCUUCGUGAUCGAGUGCAACCCCCGCGCCUCCUCGGUGCUGGAGGGGGUCUCCGGCACUCCCGGCUGGGGCGCCAGCUUCUUCGGCGAUGACGUCCGGCCCGCCACGCAGUACCAGAAGGCGGGCUUCUGGUUCCACCGCAACUGCUGGCCCUUUGUGGCCGACCGCUCCGAGGGCUUCUGGUCCUGGCACGACCCCCUCCCGGUGCUCGUCGCGGAGCUCGCGUGGCCGCUGGAGCUGCUCCGCACCAAGGGCGCGCUCCGGGGAGGCCCGCUCCCCAGGUCCCCAAGCGGCAUCCCGAUCGAGGCCGGGACGCCGCUGACGGCGCAGCUGCCCGCGCUCUUCGAGGCCCUGGGCCUCAAUUACCACCACCUCGACGUCAACAUCGGCAAGGUCAUCGUGCCCGGGCCGACGGUGGGCCGCGACUACGCCUACUUCGAGGCGAUCGCGCGCGACUCGCGCGCCUCGUUCCUGCGGGCGCAGGUCCGGGAGCGGGGCUCCUGCCCCUCGGUGCUGUGCACCAGCCCGGAGGUGGCGCGCGCGCUGGUGGGUAUGGACGGCUGCGCACCCAAGGUCACGCGGCUGGUGCAGGAGAUCCCAUGGAGAUGAUGCAGGCGGCCCGGGAGACCCGCGACAUCCAGGAGAGCCUCGUGCUCGGGAGCCCCAGGUCCACGCUCCGCAACCUGGUGCAGCAGCAGAGGUCCUUCGACGCCAUCUUCCUCUCGGAGGAGCUGCUCGCGGAGGUCCCGCCGUCACUCGUGGUGCCUGGAGGGCGCAUCCUGACGCUGGAGACUUUGCCGUCAGCGGCGGGCAAGCUCUGAUGAUAACGGGGCCCUGCUCUUCCCCCCCCCUCGCUCCGUCAUCCCUGCUCCUCCUUCUUGUUGCCCCUCCUUCCUUCCUCCUCCCUCUUUCCUCCUCUCGUUUCUCUCCGCCCUCCUCCCUCCCUCCCUCCUCCUCCCUCCGCCCUCCUCUCUCCCUCCACCGCCUCCUCCCUCCUCCCUCCUCCUCCCUCCUCCUGCCUGGAGCCUGAGAGGUGGCUCCUCCGUGCCACGGCCGCAGGCGUGGCGACAGGGCGGGCCGGGCGUUUCGCGUGAGACUUGCU